Drosophila guanche is the source of this 360-nucleotide messenger RNA. RefSeq lists its product as uncharacterized. Lineage: Eukaryota; Metazoa; Arthropoda; Insecta; Diptera; Drosophilidae. The transcript is spliced from 2 exons. Bases 139 to 327 code for a protein of 62 amino acids. The record is from RefSeq and is a predicted model, not a curated record.
UCAAAGGUUGGAGCGCGUGGCUGUGCGAUAAAGAUUUUCGGAUGUGAUGUGUGUCUUUUCGGCAGCUAUAAAAGAGGCAGACAGCUGCCGAAAUAUUCUAGUUUACUCCAAAAGAAAGCGAAGACAACUAAUUUCAACAUGAACUUCUCCUGGCUCGCCGUCUUCAUUCUGGCCAUUGUUGCUGUGGCUGUUUCGGCCAAUUCUCAGUGCCCUGUGCCGUUCAAGAAGGAUGGACCCAAGUGCGUUACCGAUCGCACCAUCCGCGGCGAGUGCCCACACAAUUCCCAGUACAGUGCCAACAUCAACAAGUGUGUGUACAAGUCCUAAACAACAUUAAAUAACAACUAAUCUGACAAAUCG